This is a messenger RNA of Aureobasidium namibiae CBS 147.97, 891 nucleotides long. RefSeq lists its product as uncharacterized. Gene Ontology annotation, biological process: retrograde vesicle-mediated transport, Golgi to endoplasmic reticulum. The record is from RefSeq and is a predicted model, not a curated record. The transcript is spliced from 2 exons. Gene Ontology annotation, molecular function: SNAP receptor activity. Gene Ontology annotation, cellular component: endoplasmic reticulum; SNARE complex. Bases 1 to 891 code for a protein of 296 amino acids. NCBI's taxonomy places the organism in Eukaryota, Fungi, Ascomycota, Dothideomycetes, Dothideales, Saccotheciaceae.
AUGACGGAAAAUAUCUCGGUGGACCUGGAUCAGCUCCUCGCACGACUCUCGGACACCCUACUCUCGCCGACAGCAGACGACUCCCACAUCCGCGCAACCCCAUACGAACGCAAUCGCGUCAGUGCUAAUGUCGAAUAUGCGCGAACCCUCCUCCUCCGCCUCGAACACAUCACCCAAGACAUCAAGACCCAAACCCAAAAGACCUCCGUCCAAAACGACCUCGCCGACAAACGCAACCUCAUAAAACGUCUAAACACCCGCCUGCUCGAACUGAACCAACUAGCCGCCCUCCACGACGAUGAGGACUCCUCCUCCUCAGAAGACGAAGACGAUGAAAUCCAAAACAGAGCCCGAGAAUUCGCGCCAGCAGUCCAAACUUCCGACACCAUCGACACCGACCCCUCCCUCACAUCGCCGCAACAAGCAGCACAAGACUUAGCCUCGAACCUCCGCAAUAGAGCCUCAGCAACAAAUCCCUCAGCACCCCCGGAUACCGCAACAACAACCGCCCUCUUCGGCAACCGCACCGCUGCGAACCCCACCGCUGCUUCCGGCUCAGAAAAGCUCUCCACAGAACAAGUUCUGGAAUCAGCAAACCGCGAUCAAGAUCUCCUCACCACAUCUCUGGUCACUUUGGCAAAGAGUCUCAAGCAAUCCUCAAUGCAAUUUGCGAGUUCAUUGGAGAACGAGAAGGAAACCUUGAGAAGGGCGGAGUCGGGCUUGGACAAAAACAGUAUGGGCAUGGAAGCGGCGGGGAACAGGAUGAGUACUUUGAGGAGGAUGACGGAGGGCAAGGGGUGGUGGGGGAGAAUCAAGUUGUAUGCUAUAAUCGCUGGGUUGUGGAUUGCGGCGUUCCUAUUGGUGUUCGUGGGACCUAAGUUGAGGUUCUGA